AGAAGAAGAAGAAAUUCCAGGUCCGUCAUUCUCAAUCCUCCGGGUGUCUUCCAUCAUGGCCGUACCUGCAGGAAGAUCUGUGGUUUUCGUAACUGGAAAUGCUAAAAAACUCGAAGAGGUUAUUCAGAUUCUGGGAGACAAGUUUCCUUAUAAACUAAUCUCAAAAAAGAUUGACUUACCUGAAUACCAGGGAGAGCCUGAUGAGAUCUCCAUACAAAAGUGCAAGGAAGCAGCAUGGCAGAUUGAUGGACCAGUUAUAGUGGAGGAUACGUGUCUGUGUUUCAGGGCUUUGGGAGGCCUGCCUGGUCCAUACAUAAAAUGGUUCCUGGAUAAACUCAAACCAGAAGGCCUGUACAAACUUCUUGCAGGGUUUGAAGAUAAAUCAGCUUGGGCUCUCUGCACGUUUGCAUUCUGUGCUGGAAAAGAUGAGAAAGUGCAGCUUUUCAGAGGAAUCACAGAGGGGCAAAUCGUUGAACCCAGAGGCCCCCGAGAUUUUGGAUGGGAUCCUUGUUUCCAGCCUAACGGAUAUGACAAAACAUAUGCUGAACUGCCCAAAGAUGUGAAAAAUUCAAUCUCUCAUCGCUACCGGGCUCUGGCCUCCAUGUCUGAGCACUUUGUUCAACUAAACAAUACCUCACCAGAGAGUAAGAAGAAGAAACAGGAUGACUAAGCUGUCGUUUUAGGGCAAUUUAUGUUUCUGGAUUGUAUUAAACUUGAAUUACGGACAGUGCUCCUCAUCAAUGAAGCAUUUUUCAUUGAUUGUUUAACAGAAGUGUAACAGAAACCAGACUUCUGAUCACAGUAUCGACUUGCAUAAUAAGAAUUAUGCUGUAUAAUAUGUGCUUCCUCUUGUUUUAAUACAGUUCUUUUAUCAAUUUUUAAA
Sphaeramia orbicularis (orbiculate cardinalfish) is the source of this 883-nucleotide messenger RNA. It is a transcript of the gene itpa, whose product is annotated as inosine triphosphatase (nucleoside triphosphate pyrophosphatase). The record is from RefSeq and is a predicted model, not a curated record. Gene Ontology annotation, cellular component: cytoplasm. Gene Ontology annotation, biological process: nucleoside triphosphate catabolic process. The coding region runs from base 56 to 670 and encodes 204 amino acids. Lineage: Eukaryota; Metazoa; Chordata; Actinopteri; Kurtiformes; Apogonidae. Gene Ontology annotation, molecular function: nucleoside triphosphate diphosphatase activity. The transcript has 8 exons.